AUGACUAACAUAUCUGACUUAAAGUAUGCAUGCGAAGGAGGUCCAUUACAGGUGCGGAUCUUGCGAAAAUGGAAAUCAGACUACCGUCGGUAUGAAACAUGGUAUCUUGCUGUAGACAGAUAUGGAGAUGCAAUACAGAUUUUGGGACAAAGAAGCAACCAAGGAUACAUUGAAUCAGUUCUUCAUAUUCACAACUGCUAUACAAUAUCAGAAUAUACAUGUCCCUAUCUAGCAGAGUAUCAGAAAAUUCUAGAAAAUGAAAUCUAUAUUGAUGUUGGCCUUGCGUCUGUAAUUGUUCCCUUUCCUGACACUAUUACAAUCCCUACAACCUGGUUUCGAUUUGUUUCUAAAACUGAUCUGAUUGACCUAGGUGAAAACCCUCCAUAUUAUCCAGAUUUCAUUGGUGUGCUAAAAAAAAUCAGAAAUUGCACAAAGGCUGAUAGAGAGGAAUUCAUUCUUGUAAUUCUUGCAGAUGAAAGUGGUGAUGAAACAGCAAUCAGUUUAUGGAAAGAAUGUAUUAAUGUUCCUGAAAAAUUAAAACGUGAACAGUUGGCACCUCCUCCUGCAACAACAAUUGUUGCAAUUACAAAUAUAAAGAGUUCAAUAAUUGUUGGAACUCUACGAUUUGGAUCAUCACCUGCCACACACGUCUAUGUUAAUCCACCAAUACAGGAGACAACACUUUUAAUCGACAGGUUUACUGGUCCUACACCACCAACUCCGACACUCUCCGGACCACUGAUAACAGUGCAUGAAUUGAUUAAUAAAAAUCAUAACGACCUACUGGAUCCAAUUUUCAGGAAAGGUAACUACUGGUUUUGUAGUGCUCAUGGAAAAACAGAGUUGCCUACUUUCCUGUACAAAAUAGUUAUAGAUCUAACAGAUCCAACAGGCUCCAUAUCUGCCCUAAUGACUGAUGCCUCAGCCCGAAAACUAAUUGGCAGUCCACCGGAAAAAAUAAUAACCGAUGACCAUGUAAGUGAUAGAAAGUUCUUGCCACCAAUGAUCAUGAAUCACAAAGACACAUCAAAAAUUAUGUCAAUUCAAAUGUUAAGAGGAUCUACCACCAAAAACAUCCGUUUUAUAAUUGUUGAUGUGCAUGAAAUCACCGCACCAAAUAAGACACUUACACCAGUUACACCAACAUAA
Molecule: messenger RNA, 1149 nt
Organism: Lactuca virosa
Lineage: Eukaryota; Viridiplantae; Streptophyta; Magnoliopsida; Asterales; Asteraceae
Source: the annotation of a GenBank genome assembly